Molecule: messenger RNA, 1020 nt
Organism: Olea europaea var. sylvestris
Lineage: Eukaryota; Viridiplantae; Streptophyta; Magnoliopsida; Lamiales; Oleaceae
Product: ethylene-responsive transcription factor ERF109-like
Exons: 1
Coding region: 36-815 (259 amino acids)
Biological process (GO): regulation of DNA-templated transcription; ethylene-activated signaling pathway
Molecular function (GO): DNA binding; DNA-binding transcription factor activity
Source: RefSeq, a predicted model, not a curated record
AAAAAUUCAGCCAAUCAAGUCAGCUCUCAAGAAACAUGCAGAGGUCAGCCAAGAGAUUCAAACAGGAAGCAAGUAUCUUAACGAACCACUCACCGUUGACACCUCCGGCGCCGCCACCACCGCCUCGGCUAACCAGUGAGGAGGAAAUGUCCGUCAUGGUAGCUACUUUGAAGAACGUCAUAACUGGUGACUCAGCCACUUCUCACUUUGACUAUGCUGCUGAAAUGAAGGUUGUGUCUUCGGUUGCUCAAGAUACAGAGACUUGUCACUUUUGCAGAAUCCAAGGGUGUUUGGGGUGCAAUUAUUUUGGACCGGCGGCGCCAGUGGUGGAUGAAAAGAAGAAGAAGAAGAAUGUGGUGGUGAAGAACAAGAAGAAUUACAGAGGUGUAAGGCAGCGGCCAUGGGGAAAAUGGGCGGCAGAGAUUCGGGAUCCUCGUAAGGCUGCAAGAGUGUGGCUUGGUACAUUUGAGACGGCGGAGGAUGCAGCACGGGCUUACGAUAGGGCGGCGAUUGAAUUUAGAGGUUCAAAAGCAAAGCUUAAUUUUCCUUUUGCCGAUUACACCACCAACCUGGCCUCGGCCAGUCAUCAACCUAGUCCACUAUCUCAACAUCAUUACAAUCAUCAGAAAAGUCUGCAUCAAGAAAAUGAAAGAAACAAUAAGAUUUCGACAGAAAUGGAAGUUGGGACUAGCAAUGAGAUGCGUUUCUGGGAUGUGAUUGGAGAAGAUGAAAUUCAAGAAUGGAUGACGACAAUGAUGAUAUAUUCCAGCGGACAAGAUUAUUCAGAUUCUGCCAGUAGGAUCCUAAAUAUGUAGCAGCAUAAAAGAAACCCAUUCGUAGUUUUAUUGAAUUGCGCGAAGAAUUCUUUGUUCUGUUUAUUGGAGUAUUUUUAUUUUAUAAAACAUCUUGACUUUUGUACUUUGAUCGGCGAUAUAGAUUAGAUUGUGUUGAAAUAGAAUCGAAAAUGGUGUAUACAAAACAUUUCUCUUUUUUAUUAAUAUCAGGUUUGUGAUUGGUGAU